This is a messenger RNA of Rhopilema esculentum, 3309 nucleotides long. RefSeq lists its product as uncharacterized. Lineage: Eukaryota; Metazoa; Cnidaria; Scyphozoa; Rhizostomeae; Rhizostomatidae. Gene Ontology annotation, biological process: virion attachment to host cell. The record is from RefSeq and is a predicted model, not a curated record.
GAGGUGCAUACUUGGUUUUUGGAGCCCCCACAUAAUGAUGCAAUUUGGAAAAUAACAUCAGAUCUCAUCAAAGUCUUGAAUUUCUCAGUUUUAUUAAUGAAAUCCAGGAGACGAUAAGAGAUUGUGAAUUAAUGGCAUUUUAUUAGGCAAAACCCUGAUUCUAACCGUUGCAAUACAUUUAAAAUUUUGAUGAUUAUUAUAUACUAUGAAUGUGUGACGCAUCAAUUCUGGCAACUGUAUCGAUAAAAAUAUUCGUCAUCAUUUGGCUAAUGAUUAAUCAAGGGAAAGUUUUCUAAGUGCUCUAAUUUGUUUUGGUCACCAAGAAAGACAACGACGUUGGCUUGGUGCGGACUGAACAGGACGAGUUCGUAACGAUUCUUUGCCGUAUGAUAGUGGUUUCAAAUAUGAAUAUCUUGGUUAUAGCGCUGCUUUUGGUUUAUGGAAGACUUCGAGUUGUAACUGGAACUAUCCACGUGGAUGAGACCCUCGAAGCAACGUCAUUUCAUACUAGAGGAGUGGACGCAACUCCAGUGGUGCUAGGGGAUCAGGAUUUGUUAACUUUGGGUGAUCGUUUUGCUUCUGGUAUAGCCUCAAGCCUGCCAGAUGAUUUGAUAAAUCCAGCCAGCUCUGCCUACGACUUUGUCACUGAUGUUGUGGAAAACCUGCCAACUGUCUCAUUGGAACCUACAUAUUCCAUAACUCCAACAAGCCACGUUGAACUCUCGUUGACUGGAUCUUCUUCCAAUAUUGUUGGUGAUGAUGCAGAUCUCGGCACAAAUUUGCUUUUUUCAAAUGAUGAUUUAACCCCAUCGAUGCCCCCACCGUCGGAAAAGGUCAUGGAGACAACAUUUCAUGACGAGGACGCAUUGUCAGUCACCAUUGAAAAUCAUGAUGGUAUACUUCUUGAGACCAUCGCAAGCCAAGUUGCGUACAGUACAUCAGGGUUGCAAAGAACAGAGGUUCCAAGAGCAGAUAAAAGCAUCGGAAAACGGUUUCCUUUAGCUGCAGGAAAAGAUAAGGACGGUAUCAAGCCUACAGCCAAGUCAAUGAAAACCCAUGUGUAUCCAACAAAAACUGUCAAAGUUUUACAAAAGACCGUACUGUCGUUGGUUGCUCGGGAAUUUAGACAGAGUGACACUGUAUUUGCUACCGGUUACGUGGUAACAGAAUCACCGACGGUGUCAGCACAUCAAAGUGAAUAUAUUGAAUCAACUGAAGGGAUCUUAAAAAGAAUAGCUAUGGUCACACCCUCACCAAUAGUGACUGGAAAUGAUACACCUAUGUCAAGAUUUACAACGGCACUGGGGCAAACAGCUGAAUUUGAAAGCAUAACUCCAGUGCCUGAUUCUUCUGUUUCAGAAAAGACCAUGGCGAGCACUGGUAUACCAACUGCAAUGCUUCUAACCUUUAAUUCUAACACCACGGCAAUAGACUAUAAGCAGUCCCCCUCAGAUUUACCAAAUACCGGCAAUGUUCUAUCAACGUCUCUGGCAGUUGUUAUUAAUCUCAAUAGAACACUGGCAUUAGAAACAGAUCACCUAAAAACAUCCACUGGAAUUCAGAUGACAACAGCCAGUGAAGCUGAAAUUAUUGCCAAGACAGUUACCAUAUUAACUGAAGAACAAUCAUCUUUUAGCCAUCUGGUUUCUGAUAGGACGACCACUGAAAUGGCAUUGCCAGAUUCUGAACCAGCUGUUUUUGUGACAACCAUACCAUCGAACAUAACCAUGAACUCAGAUGCAUUUUUCACAGCAACAACGCCACUUUCAGAGUUGAUGGACUUCUCAGUUUUUACUAGUGUUGCCACAUCAACAAAAAUGGGUGAAUUGGUACUAACCUUAUCAUCAGUCACGACUUCCGCAACAACACCUCCGUCUCUGGAAGCUACAUCUCUUACUACAGCAGAUUCUGAAGUGGUCGCAACACACACUCUUUUCACAACAGAGCCAACAGCAAACCUAUCUGUGACAGCAGCAUACACUACUGGAGUUGAACAUUCUAUAGCAUCAACAGCAACUCCCUCACCGACACAGUGCAAUCAGAUUCUUUAAUCAUCUCAACUCCCUCACCAAUCACAGUGCAAUCAGAUUCUUUAAUCAUCUCAACUCCCUCACCAAUCACAGUGCAAUCAGAUUCUUUAAUCAUCUCAACUCCCUCACCAAUCACAGUGCAAUCAGAUUCUUUAAUCAUCUCAACUCCCUCACCGACCACAGUGCAAUCAGAUUCUAUAGUCAUCUCAACUCCCUCACCAAUCACAGUGCAAUCAGAUUCUUUAAUCAUCUCAACUCCCUCACCGACCACAAUGCAAUCAGAUUCCAUAAUUGCCUCAGAAACUGGCACCCUUCCUACAGCAACCAUAACGACAGCGCCACCAUCCCCAACGACAGUGAUACCCACCACAGAAGGACCCCCUACCACUCCACCUCCAACAACCACACCGACAAUCACAACAACCAUUGAUCUUUUAAAAGUUCUUCAGCCAACAUGCACAAAGAAUUCAACAGUAAUUCGUUGCCCUAUUGGCUCCGCACUCCUCAUUCAUACGGUUUACUAUGGGGUUUUUCAUGCUCAUCAUUGUGAACCUGGGCACAUCACAAUUCAAAGCCACUUGAGUAUUGGUGAAUUCUGGGAAGAUGUGAGGACCAUCUGCAAUGGCAGGAGAUCUUGCGAGCUGUUUAAUGACCGAGAAGAUUUUUCGUGGGCUUAUUGGAGAAGACUUGGAAUCUUUUCUCAUAUACACGUCAUUUAUGAGUGUUCACAUGACUGGGGGUCCUUGGAAGAAGAAAGCGGCUAGAUCUUGCUGGACAUUCACGCGUUGCUGCUUUGAAGAAAAUCUAUUGUUAUUGUUAGGAUGCGAAGUGCAACUGGAAAGUAUCCUAUACUUGCUGAGGUUUGGAUAUCCAAGUCUACAGUCACUGCAACUUGGUGAAAAAAGAAACUUAGAAACUGAGAAACACUGUACCUAAACGUUCUGCGUUGUUGUGUUGCUGUGCUGUUGUUUUGUUGUGUUGUUGUGUUGUUAUGUUGUUGUAUUGUUUUGUUGUAUUGUUUUGUGUUGAGUUGUGUUGGGUUCAAUGGUAUGUGUUUUUUUGUGUUGUUUUGCUAUUUGCUGCUGUUCUGUUAAUAGAUUCCUGUCGCCUAGUAUGGUUGCUUUUCACACCAAAAAAACUCGAAAUUUAUAUUUGCACAGAUAAAUGCUUGAGAAUCCUGUUGGGUUCGGUUUGCCUUCUGGGUGUCUAGACGUUUCAACUGCUGUGCUGAGCAAAAUCAUCUGUAUCUGUAUGUUUAUAAAAUUUUCACGUGUUUGGA